This is a messenger RNA of Prionailurus viverrinus (fishing cat), 997 nucleotides long. It is a transcript of the gene TEX51, whose product is annotated as testis expressed 51. The transcript has 7 exons. The record is from RefSeq and is a predicted model, not a curated record. NCBI's taxonomy places the organism in Eukaryota, Metazoa, Chordata, Mammalia, Carnivora, Felidae. The coding region runs from base 22 to 609 and encodes 195 amino acids.
CAGAGGAGAGACCCCCAGAAGAUGCUGCUUCUCCUGCUCAGCUGUCUCCUACCUGUUGCCAAUGGGAAGAGCUGUCUCCUCUGCUGGCCAGGACUGCCUGCAUUGAUAGACUAUGAUCUGCAGAUUCUUUGGGGCACCCCAGGGCCACCCACAGAGCUCUCCCAAAGCCUCCACACCUUAUUCCUGAAGGAUCAUGUCUUCAUCGAACCCUGGUAUCUUGAUCAGAACCGUAUGGAAGAAGCAGCAGCCAAAUUAUUCAAUCACAUAGAUGAAGCCAUCAAGAAGUUCCGAGAUAAUAAACCAUCACUUUUGGAAGAGAUUCAUAUCCAGCAGAAGGUGUUUACUGAGAAGCUGGAUGAGAUAUCUGAGGAGCUGAAGGAGAAGGCCUGCAACAAGUCCUGUGACCUACGCUCUACACUGGAGGUCAUGAACUGUGCCAACUGCAAGACACACUUCCUCACCUGCAAAGACCCCACUCUUUGCCCAGCCAGUACUGGGAGUACCUUUGCAUGGUUUGUGAGCCUUGGAAUUAUUCUGUUCCUGGCAUCUGUAGCUGGAAGUGGCCCAGAUGCUACAUUUUCUGGCACGAGAAGAGGAAGAAGGAAGUAGAAAAGGUGCUGGAAAGGGAGACCCCUGCCAGAAUAUAGGGGUCCCAAGAGGGUAAAGCUGGGGAUAGCAAGGCUGGAGGCCCCAACUCUGGCUCCAACAGUCUGACAUCCAGAGCACAGUAAGACCAAGGCUGGGGCUUGGAAAACCCCAUCUCCCCUUAGUGUAAGCACACACCCAGGGCCGGAGGCCCAGGACACAGUGGCAACAAAGCUCCACAAAGUGUCCUCUGCCUAUAGCUAUCCUUGUCCCUCUGCAGACCUUCUCCCCACCCUGGGUCACCAUGCUCCCCGACCUGGACAGAUGAUCAACAUGGCCCUCCUGCCCUCUGCUCCUGGCUGGCCUCAGCAAGCAGGAGUUCAGAGGGACAGAGGCAAGGGCAUGUGACAGG